GCCAUUACUACAAGAAGAGAAGUGUGUGUAAAAAGAAAGUUCUCAUAUUUCAAAAUAAUAAAGAAGUUAAGAAAUGGAGAAAGAUGGACUCGAGCUUGAGAUAACGGAGCUGAGACUUGGACUUCCGGGGAGAGACGUGACGGAGAAGAUGAUGAAGAAGAGAGGUUUCACGGAGAUGAUCAUGACGUCUUCCGGAAGUAAUAGUGAACAAUGUGAGAGCGGCGUUGUUUCAUCUGGUGUUGACGUGGAGAAGGUUAAUGAAACGCCGGCGGUGAAAACUCAGGUGGUGGGGUGGCCGCCGGUUUGCUCUUACCGGAGGAAAAACAGCUGUAAGGAAGUUUCGACGACGAAAGUGGGGUUAGGGUAUGUGAAAGUUAGCAUGGAUGGUGUACCUUACUUGAGGAAGAUGGAUCUUGGUUCAAACCAAGGUUAUGAUGAUUUAGCCUUUGCUCUCGAUAAGCUCUUCGGUUUCCAUGGCAUUGGAGUGGCCUUGAAAGAUGGUGAUAACUGCGAAUACGUUACCAUAUACGAAGACAAAGAUGGAGAUUGGAUGCUCGCGGGAGAUGUACCUUGGGGAAUGUUCAUAGAAUCAUGCAGGAGGUUGAGGAUUAUGAAAAGAUCCGAGGCUACCGGAUUUGGGCUGCAGCCUAGAGGAGUAAACGAGUGAUAUGAUGGCUUGAACAAGAUGCAAGGGACUGGUUAAUUAAUUUAACCUUUAACUGGACCAAGAUCAUUUAGAACAUUUUCCCAACUCAUGUUAUAUGUAGUAUAUAUAUCUUAUACAGUGCCAUUCUGUAAGACAAUUUCAAGUUAUGGUUUGCAUAAUUAUCUUCAGAAAGACAGCUCUAUAUACUAUCCUUGUUUCUUGAUUGUUGUUAAGACAUUACUUUUUUUAAACUCACUGUUAUUUUGAUCAAUA
Molecule: messenger RNA, 919 nt
Organism: Brassica oleracea var. oleracea
Lineage: Eukaryota; Viridiplantae; Streptophyta; Magnoliopsida; Brassicales; Brassicaceae
Product: auxin-responsive protein IAA19-like
Exons: 3
Coding region: 74-667 (197 amino acids)
Biological process (GO): regulation of DNA-templated transcription
Cellular component (GO): nucleus
Molecular function (GO): protein binding
Source: RefSeq, a predicted model, not a curated record